AAGUAGAUAAAGAAAUGAAGUUCGAGUUUAUAAGGGGACGUCAGCAUAUAUUUUGGGAUUUCCUUGCUCCGAUUUGUUGGGACGAUUAACAAAAUUUAGUAUAAAUAUUAGAUGAUUGUAAGAUAAAAAAAGACAUCAACACACAUCAAAAAAAUGACUAAUUCUUUAAUCAGACGAAUCACAAUCAGAAGAAAAAGAAGAAGUACUUUAAAAUGUAUUUUUCUUUCAAAUUUAAUCAUUCGCACAUAUGAUAUGAUCCUGUGAGUUGACUAUUUCAAUUCCAAUAUAAGUACAAUGAAGUAAAUUAUUUUCUAGACUUUGUUUAUAAAAAUGUGUCUUAUCAAUGAUACUGAUGAUGACUAGUUGAUUCGUAAAUUGAUUUCAGCCAAAGUAACUGGAUCAUUAAAAUUCAAUGAAAACAUCAACAUUUGAGUGCACAAUCGACGAAUGAACUGGCGAAAUAAAACAGCAAUUUGGUGAUAUGCUCCCGAAAAAAGUUAAAAUUCUCUUCAAGUCCUGUUAAUAGUUUACACUGCAAAUCCGUCUACGAGAUUUUAGUCACUGCAUAGAAAAAUGAUUCAGUCAAUCGUUUUUGUUCAAAUCGGUAUAAUUUUCAUUAUCAAAUAGCAUCAAAGGUCUAUGACAAACUAAUUUUCACAGUUGUGUCGUAUAAUUAUUGUGAAAGAUUGAAUUGUGAAUCAAAAUGAAUAUUGAGUGUCGCAAUUUUCGAUUUUCAAAGUAAAAAAACACAAAGGAUUUUCCCCUAAAUAAAUAAAAAUGUUAUGCAUGCACAUUAUUAUAAUUAUUUGCAAACGUAAGUUUGAUUAAAUAUUAAAUGAGGAAAUGUUUCAGGCGUUAUGUAAACAACGUUGAUUAAAAUAUUUGAAAUGAUAAUGCGGUAGUUCCCCUUUUCCAAAUUCGUUGGCAUGACUGGGGGAAGUCCCAAACUUGAUACUCAGAAAACUAAAAAACAGAACUCAUUAUAUUGCAAUGCAAUGACCUCUGGAAUAAAAUAACAUACUAAAUUUUUUGUGCAUUGGAUUUUCAUUUAGCAAGUGCCCAAAAAUUUAAAUACUAUUGACGAAAAGACCGUUUAUUUUCUAGAAAGAAAAUACUUUUUAUAUUGUCAAACCAGAUGCUCCAAUGCUGUUCUGUGCGCAGUCAGUUAUGCUAUUGGAGAUUGUGAGUCGCGAUGAAUGGGGAGCAAGGCGAGCAAAAGACGUUGAUUUAAUAAAUCAAACCGUGCCCUACGUCAUUAUCCACCAUUCCUACUCACCAUUAUCUUGUAAUUCGUCCGAAGAGUGCGUUACAGCGAUGCAAAGAAUGCAACGAUAUCAUCAGGUUGAACGCGCUGGAGAUGGAAAAGUAUACGAGGGUCGUGGCUUUAAUGUAAUCGGUGCUCACGCUCCGGGAUAUAAUAAUAGAAGCAUUGGUAUUUGUCUGAUUGGGGACUUUGGCAAACAAGAUGCGAUUCCAACAAAUGAAAUGCUCCAGGCAACAAAGGAUCUGAUCCAACAUGCUGUAGAAAAACAGUAUCUAUCGAACAAUUAUACUUUAUUUGGACAUAAACAAGUUCGUGCUACAAGCUGUCCAGGCGAAGCUCUAUACAAUGAGAUCCAGAGUUGGCCACAUUUUGGCAUAAAAGAUGACGAGAUAAAAUUUAUAUCGUUAAAGAAAAUAUUACAGAUAUUAUAA
Contarinia nasturtii (swede midge) is the source of this 1695-nucleotide messenger RNA. RefSeq names its product peptidoglycan-recognition protein SB1-like. The transcript has 4 exons. Gene Ontology annotation, biological process: peptidoglycan catabolic process; innate immune response. Gene Ontology annotation, molecular function: peptidoglycan binding; zinc ion binding; N-acetylmuramoyl-L-alanine amidase activity. NCBI's taxonomy places the organism in Eukaryota, Metazoa, Arthropoda, Insecta, Diptera, Cecidomyiidae. The record is from RefSeq and is a predicted model, not a curated record. The coding region runs from base 1144 to 1695 and encodes 183 amino acids.